Myotis daubentonii (Daubenton's bat) is the source of this 13740-nucleotide messenger RNA. RefSeq names its product myosin phosphatase Rho interacting protein (gene MPRIP). Lineage: Eukaryota; Metazoa; Chordata; Mammalia; Chiroptera; Vespertilionidae. Gene Ontology annotation, cellular component: actin cytoskeleton. Gene Ontology annotation, molecular function: actin filament binding. The record is from RefSeq and is a predicted model, not a curated record.
CCCGCCCCGGGAGUGCGCGAGGCGCUUCGCUCCCAUUUGCUGCGGCCGCUGGGCGCGGGGGCAGCGGCGGCCGGACCGACCGCAGGGACCCGCGGCGACCCGGGGCCUGAGAGGCGGGCCGAGCGCGCGGAGGCAGGGGCCCAGGAGGCCGCGUCCAUGGGCCCGCGGCGGCCGAGCGGUGGCUGUACGGGCGGGCGGCGGGGACCGCGCGCUCUGUGAGGGCCUGGCCCACGUCCCGGCCCCGCGGAGCCGCCCUGACCGCCGGGGGCGCGCUCCGGCCUGCGUCGGCGGCCCGCGGCCGGUGUGAGGCGGGGACAUGCCGCGGCGCCCGCGCUGACCGCCGAGCCGCCGUGCAUGGUGCCGCCGCCCCUGCCGCCGCCGUCUGCCGGGCCGGCCUGUGGGCCUCGCCGCCGCCGCGCCGACCAUGUCGGCGGCCAAGGAGAACCCGUGCAGGAAAUUCCAGGCCAACAUCUUCAACAAGAGCAAGUGUCAGAACUGCUUCAAGCCCCGCGAGUCGCAUCUGCUCAACGACGAGGACCUGACGCAGGCAAAACCCAUUUAUGGUGGCUGGCUGCUCUUGGCUCCAGAUGGGACUGACUUUGACAAUCCAGUACAUCGGUCUCGGAAAUGGCAGCGGCGGUUCUUUAUCCUCUACGAGCAUGGCCUCCUGCGCUACGCCCUGGAUGAGAUGCCCACAACCCUCCCUCAGGGCACCAUCAACAUGAACCAGUGCACAGACGUGGUGGACGGAGAGGGACGGACAGGCCAGAAGUUCUCCCUGUGCAUUCUGACCCCUGAGAAGGAGCAUUUCAUCCGGGCAGAGACCAAGGAGAUCAUCAGCGGAUGGCUAGAGAUGCUCAUGGUCUAUCCCAGGACCAACAAGCAGAACCAGAAGAAGAAGCGGAAGGUGGAGCCUCCCACACCACAGGAGCCAGGGCCAGCCAAGAUGGCUGUCACCAGCAGCAGCAGCAUCCCCAGCGCCGAGAAAGUCCCCACCACCAAGUCUACACUCUGGCAGGAAGAAAUGAGGGCCAAGGACCAGCCAGAGGAGAGCAGCCUGAGUCCAGCUCAGAGUCCCAGCCAGAGCCAGCCUCCUGCUACCAACGCCCUGAGGGAACCUGGGCUGGAGGGUGAAGAUGAGGAGAGCGCCAUGAGCAGCGACCGCAUGGACUGUGGCCGCAAAGUCCGGGUGGAGAGUGGCUACUUCUCCCUGGAGAAGACCAAGCAGGACUUGAAGGCCGAGGAGCAUCCACUGCCCCAGCCGGUCUCCCCUCCCAGCCCCAGCACCCCCAACAACAGGUACAGUGGCCCUGGAUCGCCCUCCCAGGAGCUUGGUCAUCCCUUUCCUUCUCCAGGUUCUCAACCCUUGCGUCGAAUGGUCUGCAGCAGCUCCCUCGGCUCUCUGGAUGUGGCCAGCCAGCCUCCCGCUCAUGUGGACUCCAACAGCCCGGGGGGGCGGGGAGCAGAGAGACUGGGGUGCACCUUUGCCUUUAAAGCCAGCAGGCAGUAUGCCGCCCUGGCCGACGUCCCUAAGGCCAUCAGGAUCAGCCACCGAGAAGCCUUCCAGGUGGAGAGAAGGCGGUUGGAGCGUAGGACUCGGGCCCGGAGCCCUGGCAGGGAAGAGGUGGCCCGUCUGUUUGGCUACGAGCGGAGGAGGUCUCAGGUCAUCGAGAAAUUUGAAGCCUUGGACAUUGAGAAGGCAGAGCACAUGGAGACCAACUUGCCAGCGGGGCACUCGCCAUCAAGUGACACGCGCCAGGGCCGCAGUGAGAAGAGGGCGUUCCCUAGGAAGCGGGACCUCCCCAGUGAAGCCCCCACAGCUCCUCUCCCGGACGCCUCAGCCUCCCCCCUGUCUCCACACCGAAGAGCCAAGUCACUGGACAGGAGGUCCAUGGAGUCCUCACUGACGCCUGACCUGCUGAAUUUCAAGAAAGGCUGGCUGACCAAGCAGUACGAGGAUGGCCAGUGGAAGAAACACUGGUUUGUCCUUGCUGAUCAAAGCCUGAGAUACUACAGGGAUUCGGUGGCUGAGGAGGCGGCUGACUUGGAUGGGGAAAUUGACUUGUCUACAUGUUAUGAUGUCACGGAGUAUCCAGUGCAGAGAAAUUAUGGCUUUCAGAUACAUACGAAGGAGGGCGAGUUCACCCUCUCCGCUAUGACGUCGGGAAUCCGGCGGAACUGGAUCCAGACCAUCAUGAAGCACGUCCAUCCGACCUCUGCCCCAGAUGUGACAAGCUCCUUGCCGGAGGAGAAAAGCCGCAUCAGCUCCUGCUUCGAGACCUGCCCAAGGCCAAGUGAGAAGCCGGAGGUGGAGCCCAGGGAGCCAGACCCUGAGCCGAAGAGGAGCCGAGCUCGUGAGCGCAGGCGGGAGGGGCGCUCCAAGACCUUCGACUGGGCUGAGUUCCGCCCCCUGCAGCAGGCCCUGGCUCAGGAGAGGGCGGGCGCAGGGCUGCCCAGCGGUCUCUCCGAGGCCGGGCCGGGGGAGCUGGAGCGGGAACGGGCGCGCAGGCGGGAAGAGCGCCGUAAGCGCUUCGGGAUGCUCGACACAGUGGACGGGCCAGCCACUGACGACACGUCCUUGCGGAUGGAGGUGGAUCGGAGCCCGGGGCUACCUGUGACCCCCGACCUCAAGACACAGAAUGUCCAUGUGGAGAUAGAGCAGCGGUGGCAUCAGGUGGAGACCACCCCUCUCCGGGAAGAAAAGCAGGUGCCCAUUGCCCCUCUGCACCUGUCCUCUGAGGACAGAAGUGACCGGCUCUCUACUCAUGAGCUGACCUCCCUGCUGGAGAAGGAGUUGGAGCAGAGCCAGAAGGAGGCCUCAGACCUUUUGGAGCAGAACCGGCUCCUGCAGGACCAGCUGAGGGUGGCUCUGGGCCGGGAGCAGAGUGCCCGAGAGGGCUAUGUGCUGCAGACUGAAGUGGCCACCUCCCCAUCUGGCGCCUGGCAGAGGCUCCACAGAGUCAAUCAAGAUCUGCAAAGGGAGCUGGAGGUCCAGUGCCGGCGCCAGGGGCUGACUACGCAGCAGACCCAGGCCCUGAAGUGCAGCUACGGGGAGGCUGAGGAUGCAGUCCGGCACCAUGAGGCCGAAAUCCGCAGCCUCCAGGCGAGGCUCAGCACCGCUGCCGCCGAGCUCACCUUCAAGGAACAGGCACUGGCCCAACUCAAGGGGGACCUGAAACUGGAGAAGGACAAGGCCCGUGAGCACUUGGAGGAGUGGCAGCACAGCAAGGCCGUGCUGAGCGGUCAGCUUCAGGCCAGCGAGCAGAAGCUCAAGAGCGCAGAGGCCCUGCUGCUGGAGAAGACGCGGGAGCUGCGGGACCUGGAGACGCAGCAGGCGCUGCAGAGAGACCGGCAGAAGGAGGUGCAAAGGCUGCAGGAGCGCAUCGCAGACCUCAGCCAGCAGCUCAGUGCUAGCGAGCAGGCCCAGCGGCUGAUGGAGGAGAAGCUGCAGAGGAACUACGAGCUGCUGCUGGAGAGCUGUGAGAAGGAAAAGCAGGCAUUGCUGCAGAACCUGAAGGAGGUGGAGGACAAGGCCAGUGCCUACGAGGACCAGCUCCAGGACCACGAGCAGCAGGUGGAGGCCCUCCAGAGGGAAAAGUUAAGCGCCAGGUCUGAGGGCAGCCAGGCGGUGCGCCAGCUGGAAGAGCAGCUGCAGGUGAAGGAGGCCAGCCUCCAGACGCUGGCCCAGCACGUCCAGAGCCUCAGGGAUGAGCGGGACCUGGUCCGGCAGCGGUUCCAGGAGCUGACAGAGCGUGUCGCCCUGUCUGAUGGGGAUGUUGCGGAGCUUCAGCAGAAGCUGCAGGGCAGGGAGGCCGACUACCAGAGCCUGGAGCAUGCCUACCAGAGGGUGGCCAGCCAGCUCCAGGGCAUGCACACCCUGCUGAGAGAGAGGGAGGAGGAGCUGAGGCACAUCAAGGACAUGCAUGAGAAAGUUCUGGAAAAGAAAGAUCAGGCCCUCAAUGAGGCUUUGGUUAAAAUGGUUGCCUUGGGGAGCAGCUUAGAGGAAACAGAAAUGAAGCUCCAGAUAAAGGAAGAGAUUUUAAGGAAAUUUACCAAGGCAUCUUCAGAGGAAGUGGAGGAGCCGCAGAGCUCCCUGGGAGAAGCAGAGGAUGGCUUUGCGCUUUCGGGCCUGCAGCUCCCAGCCUCAGGCACAUCCCCAGGCUGCCCACACUUGAGGCUUGAGGAUGAGGACCCAGGGGCUGCCCUUAAGGAGAAACAUGGGCACAGCAGCCCCAGGAGAGAAGUGAGCAUGAUGCCCCCGAAGUCAGAAGUGCCUGAGAAGGAGAGGCACUCAUGGAACACAGCAAAAUGUGAGCAGUGUGUACCUGGCAUUAAAAGGCAAAGAAUCCGGUUCUCCACGAUCCAGUGCCAGAAAUACACCCACCCCGAUGGGUCCGAGAAGACCUGGACCAGCAGCACGUCUUCCGACACCAGUCAGGACCGGUCACCCUCCGAGGAGAGCAUGUCGUCAGAGGCCACCCUCAGCUCUGUCCCUGCAACCAGCGACUCUGAUACCUACCUCUCCAUAAUACACUCCCUGGAGACCAAGCUCUACAUCACAGAAGAGAAGCUCAAAGAUGUGACGGUGAAGCUGGAGAGCCAGCAGGGCCAGAGCCAGGAGGCCCUGCUCACACUGCACCACCAGUGGGCUGGCACUGAGGCCCGGCUCCGCGAGCAGCUCCGCACCAGCCUGCUCCAGGUUGGCACGCUGGCCUCCCAGUUGGAGCAGGAGAAACAGGCCAGGGCGAAGAUCAUUGAAAAUCACGUAGGGGAGCUUGGCAAUUUCCAGGUAAAAAACACGCAGGCCCUUGCUUGCUUAGAAAAUUGCCGAGAACAGCUACGGUCUCUGCCAAGGUCUGGCCAGGAGGAAGCCCCGGGGGCAGGAGCAGGCCCCCUGGCCAGCGUGGAGAGCGUGCUAGUAAGCGCCAUCCAGGCUCUGCGUCACUGGCCAGCCCCUGCAGACAGCGGGUCCCAAACUCCGCUGGAAGAAGAGAGCUUCCUGGAGAGAGGGAAGGAGACUCUGCGGCAGCCAUCCCCGCAGCCGGAGCUGACUGAGCAGGAGCAGCUGAAGCUUCUUGCUGAUCAAAUAGCUCUGGAAGCCUCUCUGAUAAACCACAUAGCAGACUCUCUAAAAAACACAACGUCGGAUAUCUCGCACGUUCUCGAUGAGGUUUCUCAGUCAGGAAAGUUGCCCCUGGAGUCUGGGAGUGCAGUCUGUCUGGGGGCCCCAGCAGACACCUGGGCUAAGAAGGUGCUGGUGGAUGGUGAAUUCUGGAGCCAGGUGGAGUCCCUGAGUAAGCACCUGGGGACAGUGGGGGGAGAGGCAGCCAGUGCAUCAGGAGGUGGGCAGCAGAGCAUCCCACCAGCCCUGGUCCCCACCCUGGCAGACGCCACAUGGGUCAGGGCGGAGCUUAGCUUUGCUGUGCAGUCAGUGAGGGAGUCAUUCCACCGUCGGUUGCAGAGCAUUCAGGAGACUCUCCGGGGGACCCAGGCAGCCCUGCGGCAGCAUAAGCACGCACUGGAAGAAAUCCUGGGAGCAUACCGAACCCCUGACUUUGAGAGGGUGAUGCAGCAGGUCGCAGAGGCCCUCAAGCUCCCAACAGGCACUGCAGAAAGUGUCCAGGCUCCCUGGGACUUGAGCCCAUUAAGAGAAGAGCUGAGUCAUCAAGACACAGCUGGCUUCCAGGAGCCCUUCCACUUCUCGGACCAGAGCUCUGGGGCCUUCGUUGGGAUUCAGGAAGAACUCGCCCUGCAGCUUAAAGAUAAAGCCCGCCUCUUAGGAGAGAUAUCUGCCUCUUUAACCUCUCUUCCCCCUGUGGAAUCCAUAAGAGAUUGUCAGAAGCUUCUUCAGGUGUCCCGGAAUCUCUCCUGUAACACUUAUUUGGGAGGCCUUGGUCAGUAUUCUUCAUUAUUAGUUAAAGAUGCAAUUAUUCAGGCUCAGGUGUGUUAUGCAGCCUGCAAAAUUCGGCUGGAGUAUGAAAAAGAGCUUCAGUGCUACAAGGAGUCCUGGCAGAGCAGGGGGGCCUCCUGCCAGGAGCACGAGCAAGCUGUCGGAGCCCUGAAGGAGGAGUACAAGGAACUUCUCCGGAAGCAGAAGAGUGAGUACCUGGAAGUGAUUGCCAUCAUUCAAAGGGAAAAUGCAGAGCUCAAGGCCCAGGUCACCCAGCUAGACCAGCAGCAGAGGUAUCUGGAGGAAGUGGAGAGCAAGCACAACGAGAACAUGUUUGCCCUGCAAGGAAGGUACGAGGAGGAGAUCCGGUGUGUGGUGGAGCAGUUGAACAGAGCCGAGAAUACACUGCAGGCUGAGCACAGCCGAGUCCUGAGCCAGCUGGACGCCUCAGUCAGAGACAGGCAGGACAUGGAGAGGCACCAUGUGGAGCAGAUGCAGACUCUGGAGGACAAGUUCCAGCUCAAGGUCAAAGAGCUACAGACCAUCCACGAGGAAGAGCUAAGGACCUUGCAGGAGCACUACUCCCAGAACCUACAGUGCCUGCAGGAGACCCUCUGCCACUAUCAGGGGCAGCCGCCAGAAGCCUUGCUGGCCAGCAGCCCCCACCAACCCCCUUCCUCCACCUGGCCAGUUGGCCAGCCCAGGGAUGCUCUGCAAGUAGCCACUGGGGAGGCCGACUCCAUGGUGGGGCUGAGGGAGCGCAUCCAGGAGCUGGAGGCUCAGAUGGACAUCAUGCGGGAGGAGCUGGAGCACAAGGACCUGGAGGGUGACACGGCCACGCUGCGAGAGAAGUACCAGAAAGACUUUGAGAACCUUAAGGCCACCUGCGAACGAGGGUUUGCAGCAAUGGAAGAAACGCACCAGAAGAAGAUUGAAGAUCUCCAGAGGCAGCACCAGCGAGAGCUGGAGAAACUGCGAGAGGAAAAAGACCGCCUCCUGGCUGAGGAGACUGCAGCCACCAUCUCAGCUAUCGAAGCCAUGAAGAAUGCCCACCGGGAGGAGAUGGAGCGUGAGUUGGAGAAGAGCCAGCGGUCCCAGAUCAGCAGCAUCAACUCAGACAUCGAGGCCCUGCGGCGGCAGUAUCUGGAGGAGCUGCAGUCAGUGCAGCGGGAGCUGGAGGUGCUCUCGGAGCAGUACUCGCAGAAGUGCCUGGAGAACGCCCACCUGGCCCAGGCGCUGGAGGCCGAGCGGCAGGCCCUGCGGCAGUGCCAGCGCGAGAACCAGGAGCUCAAUGCCCAUAACCAGGAGCUGAACAACCGCCUGGCUGCGGAGAUCGCCCGGUUACGGACACUGCUGACAGGGGACGCUGGUGGGGAGGCUGCUGGCUUGCCUCUCACGCAGGGCAAGGAUGCCUAUGAGUUAGAGGUUUUAUUGCGAGUCAAGGAAUCAGAAAUACAGUACCUAAAACAGGAGAUCAGCUCUCUCAAGGAUGAGCUACAAACAGCAUUGCGGGACAAGAAGUAUGCCAGUGACAAGUACAAGGACAUCUACAAGGAGCUCAGCAUCGUGCGGGCAAAGGCCGACUGUGACAUCAGCAGGUUGAAAGAGCAGCUGAAAACAGCCACGGAAGCACUGGGUGACAAGUCCCCCGAGAGCACCCCUGUGGCAGGAUAUGAUAUAAUGAAAUCUAAAAGCAACCCUGACUUCUUGAAAAAGGACAGAUCCUCUGUCAGUCGGCAACUCAGAAACAUCAGGUCCAAGAGUCUGAAGGAAGGCCUGACGGUGCAGGAACGCCUGAAGCUCUUUGAAUCCAGGGACUUGAAGAAAGAUUGACUGUGUCCCGUUCAAUUUGAACACAUACCCUUCCCAGCUUGUGGCUGCACAACCCGAAUGCUACUUUCCGUCUGUACCUUUACUUUUUAUUAUUAUUGUUAUUAUUGUCAUUGUUGACUGUGGGUAUGGAUGCAUGAGAGACAGGUUUAUGGGUUGUUCACGCUGUUCCCUGCUGUGUUGAUGGACCUUCCUGUUGUCUUUACCCACGCUUGUUUCCAUGGUGAUUUACAGUAAGCCGAGGGGUGGAGAGGGCCGUCUGCUCCAGCUGGCUCUGUGUUGGAAUCCCUUCCCACUGUGGCCCCCUCCCUCCCUCAUGUCAGUAUUAAGGCCCGGCAGCCGAUAGAUAAGCUAGCUCUGCCUCGUGAGCUGAGCACACUGCGCGCGGCCCGCUCUGCCGCACGCUGGUCGCUUGUGGGGGACAGCACUGGGCUGUGGUUUGGCUGGGUCGCUGGCCUGCAGGAGCUGGGCAGCCGGGUGCGGUGUGUGGCCUUGGCUCCACCUGUGAGCUUGGGAGGAGGCCAGCAUUUGGUAUCCGUCCCACGGAUGCAGCUAGCUAGAACCACACCCGUGUGUUUGUGGUAAACUUUUCACAACCUUGAAGAUGUCGGAACAGCUUUUCCUGGUUUUGUCUGUUUUUUAUUAAAUCUGGCACAAAACCCCACCCUCUCAUUCCUUCCUACGCUCACUCUUUCCUUGGUCACCAGUCACCCUGUCUUUCCAUAACUAGUUAGCUUGUGGACCUGUGGCCUGGGGUUUCAGACUGCAAUUGCAAAUAAUGAUGAAUUCCCUCUGAAAAGAAACCUCAGAUGGCUUUGGAAAAGGCUAAGAGAAGACCCCUCUGUUAAGUCAGGAAGAAAGUGCAGAGGAUGUCAAAAUCAGAUGGAAAUUGCCUGUUUUGUGUUCUUAACUCUAAUUUAAUUAAUCUAAGGUCUGAAGAGUUCCCUUUUAGCAUUUAGAAAACCUAAAGUAAACCUAUACUAAUAGUUCUGUUUUUUUAGCAAGCUGAGUAAGACCUUUUUAACUACCACAAAACACUCUACAGCAGCGGUCGCCAACCUUUCGAACCUCCCGGACCCCUAGUGGUCCGCAGCACUUCUUGAAAAGAUCAUAAAUUGGAGUUUCUAUUAUGGACCCAUGAAAACCAUUAGCCCUAAGAUGAGGAGUAUAAAACCAGGCGGGACCACUGCUGCCUUAGGAGCAAGGUGGGUCGCUGGGGUGGAGCAAGGCGCUGCCUCACGGCUGGGAUCCGAGGCCAAGAGCCUGCUUUCGCUCUCUUAAUGCUCGAGCUGGGCUGAUGGUCUCUGGGUGCACAGAGGCUUGGGGGUCAUUGUAGAGAUCAUCUUGCUCAGUUUCUAGAUUAAAGGAGUGAGCCAGCUCAUCUGGGAAGAGCCCUCGUGUGUGUCUUCUCACACGACAGACUCGGAGCUCUCUGCUGGCAUGAGCCUGCCCUGCUCUCCUUUUAAGAGUCUUAACCCAAACCUGUCGCUCCCUUGCUACUGUUCCAUGUUUUUAAAAGUAAGAGAAUGUAGCUCUGUUUCCUAAUCCUACUUACUGACAUCCCUUGGGACGCAGAUUCAGGGUGUUUUUGUAAAGGAUUGUGACUUUCUGUGUCAUGUGCAGGAUUCCUGGAGUGCACAGAACUAUGGGGACCCCUGUUUCCACGCACAUCCUGGCUCUGCAGGCCGUCUGAGCACUGUGGCUUCAUGGCCUUCCUUCAGGGAACUCGCCCCGAGGUUCUGGGCAGGUCACGCAUGGAGUCCCGCUCCCUCUGCCUCCAGUCUGUGUUGGGAGGUCUGAAAUCUGUGAUGCUUUUGAACAGGUCCAACGAGCAUUCACUUCACUCAUUUGUCCCCUGAGGUUAGGUCUCAGGAAUGCUGGGAAGCAAACGUGUUGAGUGCAGCAUUUGGGAGUCAAAGGCAGAGGCCAGGGAAAACCUCUGGUCACUGCGGCCUCUGUAAGGGACCCUCCUGCUCACCCACUUGCUCUCCUGGGCCUGGUUCGAGCUGGGGUUACCAGGAAACAGGCUGGGAAUGCUCAGCUGGCUGAGAAGCUGUCUCCUCUAACACAGGCUGGUCCCGCUGUAGCCUCCCACAGAGAGCGCGAGCUGCCUUGGCCUCGCUGAGUGUCCGUCCAUAGUGACAACUGCGGUCAGGCCGAGCCAGGUCUGAGCCUCCUGCUGCUCGGUCCUGCUCUCCAGCCGGAGAGCGCGCAGGACGGGAGCAAAGCGGCCUCACUCCAGCCUGUGUGUCCCUGGGCCCUGCCGCCAGCUCCGCUGUACAAUGCCCUCUAUGUGCUCCCUGCAGGCACCAACCCCCAGGAAGAGUUCAGCCACCUAACCACUGAGGACAGGAGCAGUGUGGAGGCAGGCCGCCCACAGGGGCUGUGGGAGCGGGAGGGGGGAUUGGGAGCCCGCUGCUCUGGGCUUCUGCUCCCAGCACAAACCAAGCAGUGGGACUGUCCACACUUUCCCAGGAAGGAAAAGGAGACGACGGGCCGCUCCUCUCAGCUGUAACUAUUCUCCCAUCCAUGUGCACCUCACCUGUGACCCGUGAGCACCUGUGACCACGGGCCGCUCCUCUCAGCUGUAACUAUUCUCCCAUCCAUGUGCACCUCACCUGUGACCCGUGAGCACCUGUGACCACGGGCCGCUCCUCUCAGCUGUAACUAUUCUCCCAUCCAUGUGCACCUCACCUGUGACCCGUGAGCACCUUGAACAUGCUGUGACAAGCUCGUUAGUGGGAAAUGUGUGACUGUAACAGACAGCUGUGCGAACACUCGCGUUAACUACAGGAGCACAUGCGGCGGGCCCUUCAGGCCUGGCCUGUGGGACGCCGGGCGCCCUGCAGCCGCCGGGCAGCAGCGGGGCUGAGGCGGCAGAGAGCACUCUGCCACUCGAAAUGGAGCUUGUGCACCGACGUGGCAGAAAUGAGUUUGAAUUGGUGGCAGGAAGUGGUGGCAGCCCUGGAGUGACAGGCGGCAGCCAUGGUGGGAACAUGUGGGUUUGUCAAGAGCCAAGAUCAGAAGCCCCUCCUUAUGAGUCCGGCACGUGGAAAGGCAGGGAGAACCGGGAAGGGCCCCAGGCUCUGGCUGGUGACAUGGAAGUUGUCACGCCACAGCGUCCAGACCUAGGCACCCGCUCACUGACCCAGCAUCUGGGCACUGGGACCCGCACAGGCCACACACAGGAAGAGGGGACUGCAGUUUUUUAAAAACACAGUUGACUCUCAGUCUGCCUGAAAGAAAUAAGGCCAGGAAACAAAAUGGGCUUGAAAAGUCCUUUGCAUGGAGAUGCAUUUCUAAUAACCACAGAGGCAGAUGGAGCCCUGAGAGGGAGCACGGUCCUUCCUGUCCCUGCUGCCGGGUGGUCCCCUUAGCAAGUCUGUGUUAGGCUCAUCCCGAGGGUGAGCGGCACAGUGCCAGCCUGCCCCGCAGCGCCUGGAGGCUGGGCGCCGCCCGUGGCCUUUUCUCAGCUACACGUGACAAGGCGUGCUGGGUCGCUGCCAGCCCAGCGAGGAAGGUGCUGCGGCACCCAGUGUGUCCCGGCAGGCAGUGUGCCUCGGAGGAAAGGUUUCUUUUCUCCCUCAUUGCUGGUAACAAUGGCUCCUACAGCCCAGGGCCCUUCAGCCUCGCAGCUUACAGCAGGGCCUGUGGCCUGACUGGGGGGAGGUGUAGGGGUUGUCUUUUCUGUUCCCUACCCACUGACGCCUGCGUGAUGCCUUCAUGGCUAACCCCAUCCUCCGCCACUCCCUCCCGGUGUGUCUGCGUCUAAGACAGUUCUUCAGGGAUUCAAAGCUGUUUUCAGUUAGAGUGAAAAGAAUGCAACCCAUCAACAUUUAUUUUUCCUGAAAAUAAAAUUUUCUCAUCGUUGUCCUAAGGAGCCUUAGAAUUUAACAUUUCCCUUUAUAGACACAAUUUCAAAAAACAGAGUUCAGUGACACCUCUUUAUCACCAAAGGAAGGAGAAGGGAAUUUAAGUAUUUCCAGAGUUUUACAAAGGAGAUGGAAGUAUGUAGUAUUAUACAUAAAAAGGUUAUUUCAUAGGAAACUUGACAUAAACCCAAUAUGGAAACUCACACGUCAGUUUCUAUCAAGUUCUGCCUUCUGGGAAAGACCCGGGCAGAACUUUUUCCCUUUUGAGAACCUAAGUUUCACGUAUUCUUGCUUCUCUAUAAAGUGCAGAGGCCUACCUCCUCUGAAGUCUUUCAACAGAAAGCAGAAUAGCUCAACACGACCACCCCAUGGGGGGCCCAUCGAGCCCCCUCUCCUGUAGGUGCUCACGCAGGACUGUGUGGCGACCUAAGCUCAUUGUGGCUCCAGUUUCCUUGUUUUAAAGCAGCUGUCUUUGUCUUCAAAAUAACCUGUGCAUUAUUCAGAGCAAGCAGUGUAAAUACUCAUCAGCAGUUACUGUAGGAAUUUUUGUGACAAAAAGGGAUGUCUGUAUACAACUACGCAACAUCACACUUGAAGAUAGCGAGGACAGCUUUGGACAGCAUUGAACCCCACCCGACAUUUCGCUUUUAAUGACUUUCUCAAAGCUUUGGUCAUUGAACAGGUGGUUUUAAAGGCUGUAUACAGUAUCUACAAUAAUGAUAACCCUGCACCCAAACAUGGUUUUUCAUUAAAAACUCCGUAAUCCUUGUUCUUGGUAGAGCGAUUUAAAAUCCUGGAGGAAAAUCAGAAUAAAGAGCAUGGUAGUUCCAGCUUGACCAGAUCCUUCUAUGCAGUAACUUCUGACUUGUAGGGAGACAGUCUGGCCUCAGGCUCUGCACACAGCAGGGCUGCGUGCAGGGUCCUGCCGAGUGGGACCCUGGAUUUUCCCAGCUCUUGGGCUGCAUGAAGGGUGCAAACCCGUAACACUGAUAUUUCGUAAUACACGUCUAUGUCAAAUAGGUAAGGGAACAUUUAGUCAUAAAAUACUUAAGAAUUAGAUGGUCCGGUGCAGGAGAACAUUGAAGUCUCAGGUAAACAACAGCUGGUCUCCAGUUGCAGUCUUGCGGGGGCCCUGCCAGGCGGAUGUGAGCGCACAGUGAAGGACCACCACACACCAGCCCGCCUGCUGCCUUCACGGUUCCCACACCCUUUGCUCUUCCCCCCUUACAACUAGUUAUGUCACAUAUUUCAGUUUUAUUUUAUAGAAAGCUAGGAAUAGAUUAAGAACACUAAAUUAUUGUGUUAUGUUUAUAUCACAAAACUUCAAUUAAAAUGGAUUUUAGGAUUUACCUUUAGUAUUUACAACAUAUCUACUGACUUUUUGUUAGGAUUCAAACUGGUUAAGUGAUAAGAAUUAAUUCAUAUGGUUUCCUAAGUAAUAUUUAUAAAAUGUAAAGUUUCUAAGUGGUUCCUCAAUAAUUAUAAUUAGUGAUUUUUCUAUCAGGGUAAAUGUCUCAAUUCAGCUACUAAAGACAAAAACAUACUAUGCUAAACUGCUGGGAGAGCUGAUACACGAACAAAGUGAAAACUGUACAUAAUUUUUCAGCUAAGGAGUUUGGAAAUAAAUCACAGCAGUCACUUCUGUCACUGCUAAUUAUUUCAACAGUUAGGUGAUACAUGUUUAAAGAACAAACUUGUGUAAUUUUAACUGGUGUUUAAUUUCUGUACUAAUGCUAAAUGAUAAUGUUCGCCCGACUAAAAGUCACAUGUGGAAGAGAGCAGGGGCCUACGCGGCCCAGGUGACCACACACAUCGAGGCUCCACCGGAGACCUGGACGGAGGCAGCCCCGGAAGCAGACGCCCUCAGAGUGGGUCAGCACCUGUCAGGCUGUCAGGUCUGGAAGAGGAGAGCCUGGUCAGUGAGGCUGCUCUGUUUUGACAAUUCAAAAUUUUAUGGUUUAGUUUGAGGCUUUAAAAAAAAAGUUUCUGAUCAACUUUCACUACAACUGAAGUAUUACUUUGUCAAAAUAUUUAUUCCUUUGUGUGACAUGCUAGAUUCCUAUGGAUAUAGCUGGUCAUUUCUAUUUUGUAAAUACUACCUAACUUUACAUAAACUAUAUCAUAAUAAACUAUUUUUGCAUCACCCUU